Messenger RNA from Schistocerca serialis cubense, 5500 nucleotides. RefSeq names its product broad-complex core protein (gene br). The transcript is spliced from 6 exons. Gene Ontology annotation, biological process: regulation of transcription by RNA polymerase II. Lineage: Eukaryota; Metazoa; Arthropoda; Insecta; Orthoptera; Acrididae. Gene Ontology annotation, cellular component: nucleus. Gene Ontology annotation, molecular function: protein binding. The coding region runs from base 1013 to 2422 and encodes 469 amino acids. The record is from RefSeq and is a predicted model, not a curated record.
GGCAACCGCUGCUGCCUGGUAGGCGAAGUUCGCAAUGAAACAUGCUUUGUCCGGGUCUGCCAAGUUCGCAUCGUAGCUGUCGACGUUGAAGAUCACGGAGCCUGCGUUGCGACUCAUCACAUCUCCUUGUGCCUUCAGUUAUUUUCUCGGCGUGAACUUGUGUCUGUCUGAGCUUUCUUGGAUUCCGUGCGCGAUAAAUAUUCGUUAGUGCCCCGACUUCUUAUCUGUUACGUAAACAAGUGCCAGCGAGUGACGAUCUCGGCAGAUGUUAAGCGAAGCGUCAACUACAACGGAAAAGAAAGAAGCUGCAAGAGACGAAUAUGAUUCACGAAUCUGCAAAUAACUAUACAUCAGUGUGAGCCCAUAGUGAAAAAAAUUGCCUUCUAUCUCUAAUCUUCCACAAAAUUGCUGCAGGCUACAAAGAUUAAAAAUCCUGUUGUACCUAUACGUAUUCGGAACAAAGACGGACAGCGUGAGUGGUGAAUAACUUCAGAACUGCUAUUUUAUUAGUUGUGACUUUCGUAAUGGUAAAACAGGAAGUGAUAUUCUGAAAAUGCGCCUUACAGGAAAGAUCUGUUUUAAAAUAACACUAUAAACGAAGUACUGAACAAGAGCGCAGUUUAUGGAGAUACUCGCUAGACCUUCGUUAUAAGUAUCUGAAAGAGCGAUCUAUUGGUAGAGGAAAUAAUUCGCUAGAAUAUUUAGUCAUGUCUCUAUGUCUAGUCUGCAAGACUUCGCGGAAGAGUGGCUUGGCGACAGUGAAGUGGAUGAAUAUUCCUCUCAAUUUGCGAAACACACCUGAGAAUUUCAAAUAAAUGUAGUUGCUGUUUUGUGACCUAGUAGAAGACGCAACUUCGCCUCCAAAGACAUUUCUGGGUAUUAUUUACCCACUGCGGUGUGUAGUACGUAACUCUUCCAUGUGCUUAAUUAAACGUCUUCGUAAGUAAUACUGCAGUGCAUCCCAAAGCCAUCGCAAUCGAAGACAUUUUUGACUGGCAGGUGAAUAUACGUAAUGAUGGCAGAAACACAGCACUUUUGCCUGCGUUGGAACAAUUAUCAGAGUAGCAUAACAUCGGCUUUUGAAAACCUUCGUGAUGACGAGGAUUUUGUCGAUGUGACACUAGCAUGUGAUGGAAAGAGUCUGAAGGCACACCGUGUUGUCCUCUCAGCAUGCAGCCCAUAUUUUAGAGAACUCCUUAAGAGUACUCCUUGCAAGCACCCAGUGAUAGUCCUCCAGGAUGUGGCAUUUGCGGAUCUCCAUGCACUUGUUGAAUUUAUCUACCAUGGGGAAGUAAAUGUGCACCAGCGCAAUCUCAGCUCCUUUCUAAAAACUGCUGAAGUUUUAAGAGUUAGUGGACUUACGCAGCAAGCAGAUGAAAGAGAAGAGGUGCCAGUUCCACCACACAGUUCGUUCCCACGCAAUGCCCUGCACCACAGUCUCAUGGAUGACACUUUCUUCACCUCCCCACACUCGCCACCAGUACACUCGACUCCCACUGGUGUUCCAGUGAACCAGUUGCUGCGAAGAGCUGCCAUGGCAGGCGGAGGCAGUGCCAUCACAGGUUUUGGGAGGCGGGAGAGGCGGAUGUCUCCAGAUCAUCAGCACCACAAUUUACAGGAUCCAUCGGCCGAUCAGUCACAGAUUCCGAUAACAAACAAACGGGCACGCACUUCUGAACCCACUACCGAAACAGCCCCAUGCCCCAGCCAACAGCAGCAACCGUCUCCAGCCGAUUUCUCGACUUCCAAUUUUCCUUCUGGCAAGCAGUCACACCAGGGAAACAUAAAGAUGGAGGCAGAGGGUAAUGGUGGUGGCGAGCGCGAAACUUCGCCCUCACCAAAUGGCAGGAAUGUGAUGGACGGUGUCAAGUCGGAGCCUGCCGAACAUUGUGGCACAGGAGGAGAUGUGGAGAACAGCACUGACUCUGUAGAACAGGCUGAUGAGACCCGCCAGCAGCAAACUAAAGGCGAACAAGAUGACCAUGACAGUGUUCAAGGACAGCCACCUUCCUAUCUCUCUGCUGCUGAAAGCAAACUCUUUGGUUCCAUUACCUCUGCUGGUAGCUUCAACUUCAGCAUGGCAGCACUUGCAGCAGAUCCAAUUACAGGCAUCGGCGGCCAGCCAUUACAAGGAAAUACAGAAACUCCUCCAGGCACUUCUUCACAAGGCGUGAGCUGGCCAUUUCCUACCGCCAUGCCCUCGCCAGCUGACGGCCACCUACGGUGUGACGUGUGCGGCAAAGUGCUCAGCACCAGGUUAACUCUAAAGAGGCACAAAGAACAGCAACACUUGCAGCCUCUGCACAAAGCCUUUUGUCUUCUGUGCAAUAAAGUGUUUCGCACCAUGAAUUCACUGAAUAACCACCGUAGUAUUUACCAUCGUAAACAACCUAACUUUGGUUCCAACGCACAGAAAAGCUAGGGAAUUUGAUGAAGCUAUUUGCCUUAAUAUUCUCACCUCGAUUGAUAGUGGGGGCAAUAAGUUGAGGUGAAGCCCCUUUUAGAGUAGUUCUUGUCCUUCCCCCCCAACAGAAUGUUGACUGAAAUUAAAUGAGGUAUAUUUCAGCUCAAUGCUUGUUACAGUUUUCUAAAUGCAUCUAAGCACAUAGUUCCUCAAGAUGUAUGAAAAUAUAUAAACAUUGUAGUGCGGAGCCCAUAAAACGACACAGGACAUUGCAUAAUUAUGUGCAAUAUCGAUUAAUUACUUUUUGUGGGUUUUUUUUCCAUUUGGGUGAUAAAUUUUUAUGAAGACUCCUCUGCUUUUUUUGGGGGUCUAGAUGUUUUAAAAGAAGAAAAUAAUUAUGUAAAAACCAUUGUGUAUUAUAUGUUGAUCUGAUAUGGUCUGUGAGGGUUUUUUUCUGGUGAUAAGCAUUUAAUAAUAAUUCGUUGAUAUUGAACCAUUUUUAUAGGCGUUCUUUUUAAAAGAUGUAGCAAAAGAGUUGGAAAUGAUGCGAAAGAAUCAAUUCGAAUAUAAAAUAGAUAAUGCCAUUGCAUUUGUUUGACUAAGCUCAGGUAUCUUAUCACUGGAAGUUCCAUGUUAAAAAUAUAUUAAAAUGCCAUACAAUAUUUUUAAAUAUGUUUACUUCAUAUGCAAUCUGUAAAGCAAGUAAGAUCCUACAUCAUGCCUCAUGACUGGAGGAUACGUCAAAAUACGUACACAUAUUUGAGAGUCAGUUACUUGUUGCUGCCAUAAAUAGUUGUGUAAAUUGGACUAAUAGUUAAAAAUUUGUGUUCAGCAUUUGCCCUCUGCACUGUACAAUGGAGAUUACAGUGCAGGUGACUAUGUAGUCUCUCAUGUAGGUGUAGAAAUUACACACACUGUUAUGUAUGUACAAAAGCAGAAAGAUGGCUUUGAAGUCAUUUAAGGGUUGUCUGUAGCUACAAAGCAUCAAUCAAAAAAACCCUAUAGAAUAAGCUGCAAGCAGUGAAUGACUAAAGCGAGACCUAUUGACAGCAAAGGGUGAGAGAAACUAGCACAGUAAUUUAGGAACAUAAAACAGCUGCUCACAAGACUUGAGCUUUGUGAAUAGCACAUACUUUCUUCUUUAGGAAGCUAAAUUACUUUUUUGUCUCCACUGUGUUUUCCCAAUGGAUGCCAACAAUCUACCUUUGUGUCGAGAAAACCCUGUAUGAAACUGUUUCAUCUGACACCUUUCACUCUGCCCCCCACUCCCAUUCACCUUCAUUAAUACCGAGCGAGGUGACGCAGUGGUUCGACACUGGACUCGCAUUCGGGAGGACGACGGUUCAAUCCCGCGUCCGGCCAUCCUGAUUUAGGUUUUCCGUGAUUUCCCUAAAUCGCUCCAGGCAAAUGCCGGGAUGGUUCCUUUCAAAGGGCACGGCCGACUUCCUUCCCCAUCCUUCCCUAAUCCGAUGAGACCGAUGACCUCGCUGUCUGGUCUCCUUCCCCGAAACAACCAACCAACCAACCUUCAUUAUUUUGGCUGUUUGUUUAUAUUAGUAGGUUUCAGGAAGCAAAUACUCAUGUUUGGUUCUGGGAGUAUAUCUCUCAAUUAGACUGUACUUACCAAGAAUCUGACAUUUACUCCAGAAAGUAUGCCAAGGAAGUUUUGUAAUAUUUUACAGUGAGCUGAUUGUCUAACCAUAUUUUAUUGUUUUUUAUCCUCUAUCCUUGUGGAUUUAAUGACCAUUGUUAAAUCCUUUUCUCUGGAACACUGUAUGUGUUGAAUUUAUUUACUUCAUUUGAUGAUAUAUUAGUUUCAUUUACCUACCUUUUUAAAAUUAUUGCAACUCUAUAGUCUGAAAAAGGUUUGGGAGCAAUUUGAAUUUUCGUUUUAGGUUGAUAUGCUCAUAUUGGAGUAUUCAGUUUCCAAUACUUCUGACAUCCUACAGUGUCUUGGAGUAAACAGUUGAAACGUUGAUCUAGGACUCUCGUAGAUUCACUGAGUGAAGUGUAGCUGGCCUACUCUUUAUAAAACUAGUCAUGAUAUUUUGGUAACUGGCAGUCAGUAUCAUUUGACUUUCAGUUAACUUGGAUUACAAAAUCUUGUCACCACUUACAGACUGAAAGCUGCAUGCUAAAUGAUGUGAGAUACCCUUAUCACCUCUUACGAGAUGGUUUUUAUUAUUUUACCCAUCACAAUUCUUCUGGACCAUAUUUGUCUUAAAAUAUAUUGUUCUUUUUUCUGCAUUUUUUUUUUUUUUUUUAGAAUAAGUAUGCCUUGCUGUCACGUUCUGUACUUUUGUCAUUCCACACUCUGUAAUAAAUUUUGUGACCUUCACUGAUACAUGCAUUCAUGAACCUGCUACGUUGCAGCUGUCUUAAUUACAUUAAUAGACCAGACAAUAGGUAUGUAAUCAGCAUUAAUUCUGAACUAUUUAUUUCUAAAAUCAGCUGUUUUGACUUACGCAGCAGAGAAGAAAAGAUUGUAGGUACAAUUUUAUAACGAAGUUUGCAGAAAUUAUGGGGUGGGGACUUAUCACUCAUUUAUUGAAGAACCGGAAAUAAUUCUCGAAAUAAGUUUUCCACUAUACGAAGAGUUUGAUGCAUCAGUUGUGUUAAAUUGAUCUAACAUUAGUAGAAAAACGUGUGUCUGGUAUUUUAUUUGACAAAUAACAGUUAUUAUUAAACAUGAACUUAAGACAGUUAUGCAGUGUAUGUUGUCACGCCCAUAACUUCAACAGGAUGAGUGUGUUUUUAUUUCUUUCCCCAUUAUGUAAGCAAUUUUAUUGUUAAAAAAUAUUAGUAGAUAAUACCUAUACGUUCUGUAUGAGACAAAUGAAUGCAGUGUUAUAUUUUAAUUAUAAGUAACCUAAUUUUUAAAUGAAAACCAGAGAAAACUGUCUCUUAGGAAACUGUUUUAAUUUUAUUGUGGAGAGAGUAAUUUUUGUACCACUUGUAUUUUUGUAUUAUUUUAUGCAGUGAUGGAUGUUAAAGACUUAUUGAAUGACAUAAAACUGAAACUGUUGCUUGGAUAAUAAUAUACAUAUUGUUUAAGUUUUUUUUUAAAAAAAGUUUGAAGAAACAUUGUAGUUGUUA